UACCUGUUGUUCAGAGAUCUCCAGCAGAAAAAGUGGCAAAAAAAAUCCAAUUGAGAAUAAGUGAAUUAUUUAAAAGAACCCGAGACUGCUACUAUAGAUUGGCAGAAAAAAGCACAGAUGAG
Molecule: messenger RNA, 122 nt
Organism: Racocetra persica
Lineage: Eukaryota; Fungi; Glomeromycota; Glomeromycetes; Diversisporales; Gigasporaceae
Source: the annotation of a GenBank genome assembly